Saccostrea echinata is the source of this 6819-nucleotide messenger RNA. Its product is annotated as zinc finger FYVE domain-containing protein 9-like. Gene Ontology annotation, biological process: tRNA wobble uridine modification; endosomal transport. NCBI's taxonomy places the organism in Eukaryota, Metazoa, Mollusca, Bivalvia, Ostreida, Ostreidae. Gene Ontology annotation, cellular component: early endosome membrane. The transcript has 19 exons. The coding region runs from base 19 to 5646 and encodes 1875 amino acids. The record is from RefSeq and is a predicted model, not a curated record. Gene Ontology annotation, molecular function: tRNA 2-selenouridine synthase activity; thiosulfate-cyanide sulfurtransferase activity; metal ion binding.
GAAGAAACAGUUCCUAAGAUGUCUGUGUUCCCAGCUGCAGGUGGUAUUCGCUGCUUUAUAUUCUCUCAGUUCCGUCAUUUCUCCAAGUCCAGACUACCAGUUAUAACCACAGACCCAUUCAACCCCAAUGUCAAUGAAGUGAUUGAUGUUCGCACACUGAAGGAAUUCAGAGAAGACCACAUUCCUGGAGCAGUAAAUCUACCCAUUCUGAGUGACACUGAGAGACAUGAAGUUGGCAAGUUGUAUUCACAGGACUCUUUUAAAGGACGAAUUUAUGGAGCUGAACUAGUGACUAAAAAUAUCAGUCAAAUGAUCCACGAAUAUCUGAUAAAGAAACCAAAAGAGUACUCUCCCCUGAUUUACUGUUGGAGAGGAGGUCAAAGGUCAUACAGUGUUGCCAUGGUGAUGGCACAGAUUGGUUUCGAUGUGUAUGUUUUAGAGAAGGGAUAUAAAACUUACAGAGAAAAGGUUAAAGAGUGCUUAAAUACGAUGCCAGUAAAAUUUACAUACAAGGUUUUAUCAGGACCAACUGGGUCUGGAAAAACCUUUCUUUUAUCCAAGUUGUCUGCUCUUGGUGAACAAGUAUUGGAUCUAGAGGGCAUUGCUAAUCAUAGGGGUUCAGUUCUGGGGGAAGAAAUCAAUGGAACUCAACCCUCACAGAAAUGGUUUGAAUCCCAGAUAGUAGAAAAUUUUCAAUCUUUUAAUCCGGAGAAGGUGGUGUGGGUAGAGUCAGAGAGUGUUAGAAUAGGCAAUGUACAUGUACCUCGAAGUUUACACUCAGAGAUGGGAAAAGCUCAGCAUUUUCGUAUAAACCUCCCAAUGGAAAAGAGAGUGCAACACAUCUUGAAAGAUUAUCCAGACUAUAUUGAAAAUUUUCAGUUUACAAAACAAAAACUUAUGAAACUUAAAAGUUAUCACAGUAAUUCUAAACUUAGUGAAUGGAUUGCACUCGGAGAGAGUGGUCAGUGGUCUCAGUUUGUGGAAGCCCUCCUUACAGAGCAUUAUGAUCCAAGCUAUAGUUUAUCACAGAGCAAGAACUUUAAAUCUCCUGCCACUGAUGUUUAUCUAGACAGUCUAGAGCCUGAGCAUGUGCAGUUAUUUCUUCACACUUUGACUUUAAAGGCAGAUAUGGAUAGCUUAAUUGUGGAUUUGGACAAAGUUUUAGAUGAUUUUGAGGCAGAAGAGACAGGAGGGAAGGGAUGUCCAGGACAGGAAACCAAACCGUCAGAUUUCUCCAGCUACGUGGCAUUGAAGAAUGACAGGCCCUGGGAGGAGCUCUCUAAUGUCGCUGGCAGUACUGACCCAUCAUGGACAGUUGGCUUAAAUCACACCAAUGAAAUGGCAGCCUAUGACAUCCCGUAUAGCCCGAGUGAUCAGUUCGACCUAUCAGAGGCAGACUUUGCCCCCGCCACAGAUUAUAAAACUGGGGUCUCAGAGAACGCUGCUAUGAAAGAGAAAGGGGCUGCCAAGCCUGCUCAUUUGGUAAUGAAUGGUGAUCACAAACUAGAUCUGAGUCAGGUCAUUACUAAUAGAUCUCAGGAUUAUAAGUACCCCAUACAGGCUCGGGAUGAGUUUACACCGGUGUAUGAGAACCAGCCAUUUCCUCCAGACCUGGCUCAUGCUAUCUCAAAUGGGGUCAACAAGUCAAACCUAACUUACAUUCAAGAGAUCGGUGAGAAAUCCGAGGAAUUAAAACCUUCAUCUCAGUCUUACACUUACAAUACAGGGAUCUACACCCCACCUAGGAUAAAAUCUCACCAACAUGUGGUGCCUACAACCUAUCCCUCUGUUGAUAAUUCCAUUGACUCUGGUGUUAACAGUAUAGACAGCAACACGACCCUAUCCCCUACAAACUUAAUGCUGCGACCAAUGCCAGUUCAUGCUGGAAACUUCAUCCAGACACAGGAUGUGAGGGAAGUCGGUAGUACUUCACAAACACAAAGUCAUGAAGCACUGGCCAGACAGGAAAACUUCAGGUCAGUGAAUCCACAGGCUCCGCAUAUAGUGGACAACAGUGAAAAACGGACUGGAUCUAGUCAUAACACAGAUAAUGAGGUAAAGGUUUUCAACCAAAAAUCUAUCUCUGGUUCUGAGCCGAGGUUUGACGUGAAUGAUACAGAGGGCAGGCCAUCAAAUAGGACAGAUUUGUCUGGAGGAUCAGAUGGACAGGUUUCAAGUGCAAUCAGUAACAGGCAUCCAUACAUUGAGGGUGGAGAGAGUUCUAGUAAUGAGCACAGUUUGAAUGAACAAAGUAUAAUGUCAUGUGAUAACACAGAAAGGAAUCAGGAUUCUUCAUCAGUGCCACAUGAUAUCAAUUCUACAGAGCCAAAAAACGUCAUGAUACAACCUAAUACAGCACUAGAAGUGAAGGGAAGUGUCUGUGAUCCUGUAGCCUCGGACAGCCCUAUUGGUCUGUCUGACACAGUGGAACCCCCCAGUAAUGAGGGACAAUUGACUUUAGAACAAGAGAAUAGUAAAGAAAGUGUACCUGUAGAUAGCAGCAAGAUCAGUUUAAACAGUGAGCUGGCAACUUUGGAUUCACCAUCAACAGUGGGAUUCAGUACUGUAACUACGAAUUCUAAAUCAGCGGUGGGAUUCUGUGAUGCUGAAGUAGACAUAUCAGACAUGGACAAUUAUCUGGGGGAUGUUAGUGGUAACAUAGAACCUGAUGGGCAGAAUGCAAGUGUUCAUCCAGAAGAACCUUUGAUCCACACCUCAGAUUUCACAGAUUCUACUCAAACACAAUUACAACAAAGUGAGACGGAGAGUGAAAAUGUGAGGACUGAUAAAGUGAUUCAGCCUGUUAGUUGUGAUGAAAAUGUUGCUGGGGAAAGGCUGGAUUUACUAAACAAUGGCCAAGAAACAGUGAGCGAACAAAUCUCUCAGGGUGAUGAAUUUACUACCGAAAAUUCUGAUAUACAAAAUGAAUCAACUACCAGUUUAGGAGACCAGGAUCUAACGUCUUUACCUCCCAAUAUGGGUGCUCGUCCUAAAGAGCCCCAACAACCAAUGGCUACCCCUCCAAAUGAACCACCAAAGGCAUUAGAGGCUCAACCAAAGGAAUUCACAGAUUCAACUGUUCAUAGUGAGCAAAAUACAAAAGAGAACUCAUUAGUGCAAAGUGAACAAGUGGUCAACAAAUAUGACUCAUGUGUUCAGAACAAUGACUCAGUGGAAGAGAUGGACCCAGAUCUAGCAGCAGCCAUUGCACUGUCACUGCAGGAAAGUGGGUUAGAAGGGGCUGUAAUGAGGCAUCCUGGGGAUAAUGGUCAGUUGGUGGACCGUCCCCACUCCUGGGGUCCAGGGGAUGGAGGUACUCAUCAACAGAGGAGGCCUAAUAGUCUAAACCUCCCCCCGAGAGGAGAACAUGGUCAUGAGAGGUCAUCCGCUCCCUAUACAUUCCCCUACCCCAAUAAUUCAGAGACCAGUCCAGAAGUGGAUGGAGAUCCAGAGAUCAGGGCUUCACAAGAUAACCCACAGGAUCUGAACACAUUGUCUGAAGACAUUAUACCAAAUGAGGAACCUGUUGGGGCAGGAUAUAAUCCCUCAGGGGUGGGGCGGGUGGCUCCCCGAUGGAUCCCGGACAGUGAAGCACCUAACUGUAUGGGAUGUGAGAUGAAGUUUACCUUCACCAAGAGGAGACACCACUGUAGAGCAUGUGGAAAGGUCUAUUGUUCAACGUGCUGUAAUUUAAAAAGUCGUCUCCCUUACAUGGAUAACAAAGAGGCCCGCGUGUGUGUUCCUUGUCAUCAAAUGAUCGAAGCAGAUUUGUGCAAUGAAGCGGAUCAAGGCAUGGCAUCAGGCACAGGUGAACGACCUUUAACCUCUCCCCCCACAAGUGUACUCAAGCGAGAUGGUUCCCAAAGAAGACAUGAGCCAAAACAGGUGAUGUUUUCUGAUGGAAUUCGACCUGGUGGUGAUUUGACAGAGCUUGAUGGUUCAAACCAGGCGUCCUCCCGACUGCCAUUGCGCCGAUCCCAGAGAAGUCAGAAACGAGUAGACAAGACCAGUGCAGAUGGAGGAGGGAGACGAGUGCGCUCAAGUGAGACUCAAAGAACUCAGUGUUUGAUUCCCGAGUCAGGGCUACCUCCAGUUGUUAUGACUCUGAAGUCUAAUGAAGAGGUAACACUUGAAGAAAAUCCCUCUAUGGAGAAGUACUUACCACAAAUAAAAGAUGAAAAUGCCAACCCAUUGACCUUUGCCCUUUGUUCCAAUCUUCAUGUUUUGACAAAGAUAUUGACCUUGGACUGUUGUGUAAAUCGUGUGUGUUGGAGUUUUACGACACAGGGAAUGUGUACUGUGGGGCAGGAUGAGAUUGUCAUUAUUCUGGAAUGCCUCCCAGACGAGGACAUGAUUCCUGUUGAUGUGUUCAGACAUUUAUACUAUGUCUAUGAGGAGGCUGGGAAAGGUAACACAGUUUCAGACAUGGGGCAUUCAAUAUUUACACAGACAUUCCUAGAUGACAGAGACCAUGGAGGAUUUUUGUAUAUAAAGCCGACCUUCCAGUGUCUACAUAAACUUGUACUCCCCACACCUCCAUAUUUAUUUGGGAUUCUUCUACAAAAGUGGGAAAUGCCCUGGGCCAAAGUCUUUCCUAUACGCCUUCUGUUGCGGCUUGGGGCAGAAUACAGAUACUAUCCUUGUCCAUUGAUCAGCAUUCGAAAUCGAAAACCUGUCUUCUUUGAGAUAGGACAUACCAUAAUGAAUCUCCUGGCUGACUUCCGAAAUUUCCAGUACAUGUUACCCCAGAUUAAAGGAAUCACAAUACACAUGCAGGACAAACGGACAACAAUCAAUUUCCCACGUAAUCGAUAUGAAGAUCUUAUGAAGGUGGUUGAAAAUAGCAACGAGCAUGUGAUGGCUAUAGGAGCAUGCUUUAGUACGGAGGCCGACUCCCACUUGGUGUGUAUCCAGAAUGACGACGGAAAUUAUCAGACCCAGGCCAUCAACAUACAAAACAAGCCCAGGAAAGUGACAGGAGCCAGUUUUGUUGUCUUCAAUGGAGCCCUGAAACCCAGCUCUGGACUGAGAGCCAAGUCCAGCAUCGUGGAGGAUGGACUAAUGGUUCAGAUUACCCCUGAGUCAAUGGCGGCACUUAAACAGUCCAUUAAGGACAUGAAGGAGUUUACUAUUGGGUGUGGUCCUCUGUCCUCACAGUCUCCAGAGGAAGUGGUCCUCAUUCAGUGGGUCAGAGAGGACAAACACAUCAAUCUUGGAGUAAAGAGUCCCAUAGAUGGUAUGCCAAUGGACGGCAUCACCAGUGUCCAUAUUCCCCAUGCCACGGACUACGCUGGGGAACAUCGUGUCAUCAGAUGGACAGAUGUCUUCUUCAUUGAGAACAAAGAUGGUGGAUCUCGUGAACCAGUGGAUGUCAGUCAUAUGGCAGAGACACUGGCCAGUGCUGCAUGUAUUGCUCUCACCCCACGUCUGGACCAGUUAAAAGAGGCAGGCCUUGUUAAGCUGGGACUCCGUGUGUCACUGGAAUCCGAUAAGGUGGGAUAUGACAUUGGAGCCAAUGGAGAAAAAUUACCGGACAUUUAUAUGAAUGACCUUGACAACGAGUUAAUUCCUGUCAUUCACAGUGCGGUCCCUCUCUGUCGAGGAGGAUCAGUGGUCUUAGAGCUCAUAUUUCACAUUCUGGAGUGAACACAAGGGUUCCCUGGAUUCAUUUACUAUCAGUUUGUCAUACUGUUGUGAUAUUGAUAAAACUAGGUCAGAGCAUUGUUAUCUCAUUAACUAAACAUUUUAGUUAUAUUCAGUGUGUAAGGCUCUUAAAAUGGCUGGAACAUGUAACAGUUUACAUGUAUUUUUGUCUGUCUGAAGUUCUUAAUGUAUAGGUUUUAUUUAUUCAGAAAAUUUUAUAAAGAAAUAUAUUUCUGGCCAUUUUGCAUUGUACAUUUUUAUAGUACAUUGUACAUAUAAAUGAUGGUUUGUACAUGCUUAAUAUCAUUAUCUACAUGUUGAUAAGUUAACAAAUUACAAAGAGAAGAAAGAACAAAUUUUUAUUUCUGUAUUAUGUAUACAUCUUGUAUGAUCUAUAAUCAUUUCCAAAAAAGUUUAAUUUAUACGUAAUUUUAUAAGUACAGUCUAUCAAGAGAAUAUAAUAUACAUGUAGUUCGUACUGAAUGGUAUUCAAGAAGAAAAUGUGUGCACAACAAAUUAUGGUAUCUUAAAAUGACACUGAUUGAUGUGUCACAUUGUAGAGGUUGUGACCCAUCUUUGUCAAAAACAAAAAAACAAACACAAAAAUGAAAAAUAGUUGCUGAUUUGCCCAUUUUGUCAGUCAUAAACAUUUGUUGUUAAACAUUUCAUAUUUCAGGGAUUCCCUAUAUUUUUAUUUAUCAAAACUGUCAUUUUCCCUAAGUUCAAGUUUUUAGGAUUAUUUUCAGAGUGUUCUUUGAGUGUCUAAUGAAGGAGUAGUUAUAUUUAUUUGCUGCAUUUUUUUUUGUUUGUUUGUUUGUAUUUUUUUGGCAAUACUCUUUCAGCAUUUUAAAAAUAUGAUGUCAUAUAUGGUAACUGACAGUCGUUUAUUUAUUGCUUAGCUAAAUUUCAGUAUGUUAUUUGUGUCAAUGAUUUUAUUUUGUGAAAGUUAAAAAAAAAAACUGCAUUUUGAAAAUAAUACUAUUGAAAACAUGCAUAUUGUAUGUAAUGAAAUAUUUAUUUAGCUUGUAAGCUUUUGUUAAACAUAAAAUCAUAGUAAUUGUUGGAGAGAUUUAUUGUAAUUUGUUAUUGGUGUAUAAAAUUGUACAUGUAUGUACGACAGUCUUACCUUGGUAUGAGGUGUGAAGUUAUCCACAAUAAAGAGAUAUUCUACCUACA